AUGUCUCUCGUGUUUUCAAAACGUCCGCAACCAACCCUUUCCAAUCUCCCAUUCAAGUUGACUCCGGCGAAGACAGCGUUAGCAGCAGAAGUACUACUUGCUCAUUUCCUAUCAAGCCCCUGUCCUCUCUCGCGCCCCACGCUGAAUCUCCUUUUCCCUACUCACAACGCCGACCGCUGUCAAUGGGUUGCGGAGGAAAUCUUCCGCUUCAUGGUCGGUCUUCCACCAAUAUCUCACCUCCAGAAUCAGCGUCUUAUCCCCGUCAUCUUUGCAGUGUGCGAGAUGAAAUCCACCUCCGAACAAUUGUCUUGCCACCUUAUGGCAGUGGAAUAUUACCAGAGGUGGAAAGUACAGAGUGACCUUGCCGUCUUCAAUACGGUGAUAGGCUUGAUGGAGACAGUUUGGCGUCUAAUUGAUGACGGAUUGGACCUUGAGAACGUUUGGUGGAGUGAUGUCCCAAGAGUGUUUUGGACCUCGUCAUCCUCGUCGGGUGCAAUGAAGGCCGCUGUGGCGUGGGAGGACGCAGGUCCCGGGAAAGACUGA
This is a messenger RNA of Rhinocladiella mackenziei CBS 650.93, 543 nucleotides long. RefSeq lists its product as uncharacterized. Lineage: Eukaryota; Fungi; Ascomycota; Eurotiomycetes; Chaetothyriales; Herpotrichiellaceae. The transcript has a single exon. The record is from RefSeq and is a predicted model, not a curated record. The coding region runs from base 1 to 543 and encodes 180 amino acids.